UAAUAUCUGUUUUUGAUGUUUGUAAAUCACACAUGGUCGGAGGCCGGAUAACCUCACUUCCAUGCUCAUCAAGUCUAUUCUAAAUAAACUGAGAAUUUCAUGCCGAAAGAUGAGUGUUUUUACGCAGAGUUUUGAUCCUAUUACCGGAUGUGCAAUAUGGGAGGAAAAGGACCCAGAUUACGAUUAUCAUCAAGAAGUUGCAAGAUCAGCGUUUGCUGAUAUGCUCCAUGAUCAUGAGAGAAAUCAGAAGUACUACGACGCCCUGAAAAUCGCGAUAGAAACGAAGCAUAAACAAGGUCAACAGGCCCAUGUCCUGGAUAUAGGAACAGGCACAGGCCUCCUCUCCAUGAUGGCAGCACGAUGUGGAGCAGACUCGAUAACCGCUUGCGAGGCGUUCAAACCCAUGGCAAAAUGUGCUCUCGAAAUAAUAAAGCACAACGGUUUCGACGCCCAGAUCACCCUCAUUAAAAAGCGAUCCACCGAGAUGACAGUGGGGGAGACAGGGGACAUGAAGCAUCGAGCCAAUAUCCUGGUGACCGAGGUCUUCGAUACAGAACUCAUCGGAGAAGGUGCUCUACAGACCUUCGCCCACGCCCAGAAGUAUCUCCUGGAGGAAGACAGCAUCGUAGUCCCCACAAGGGGAACCAUCUACGUACAGGUAGUCCAGAGUGAGAUGGUGAAUUCCUGGCACAGAAUAUCCCCAAUAAGACAUCCAAAGACCUUGGAAACCCUCGUAAACCCCCCUAAACCCAUUCAGAAUUGUCCAGGAUCCCUCGCAGUUCACGAUCUCCAACUCUCCCAGGUGCCACGGGACUCGUUCACAUCAUUAUCCCCCGUUUUGCCCCUCUUCCAUUUCGACUGGACCGGAAAGACCCCUCUGAUUUUUACCGAAACAUCUUCAGUGGUUUUCAAAGGGAUAUCUCGAGGAAAAGCCUGUGGAGUCUUCAUGUGGUGGGAUAUUGUCAUGGACAUCAAUGAAGAGAUCAUUUUGAGCUGUGCACCUGUCUGGGAGCAUCCAGAUGCGAUGAUCAGCGGAUCUGAUAGCUCUUCGAUGUCCCGAGCUGCUGACGGUAUCCCCUGGAGGGACCACUGGAUGCAGGCAGUCUAUUACCUCCCCGAGGAAGUGGAAAUUGCUGAGAACGAGGAGUACAAGCUGACGGGAUGUCACGACGAGUACUCCUUCUGGUUCAGAUUGAGUCGAGGAGAUGUUGAAGUACCAAAACCCCCCGCCUGCGAGUGCUUAGUACACAUUGCAUACCCUAGAUCAAGACUAAGACAAUUGAACGACAAAUUGAGGAAUGAAAAGUACCUGAGGGUCUUGGAGAAGUGCAUAACACCUGACACAACAUGUUUGUGCUUUUCUGAUGGCUCUCUGCUAGGUCUAGCUGCUGCCAACCUGGGAGCCAAGGAGGUCAUCAUCCUGGAGCCCAAUCACCUGUCGAGAAGAGCCUUAGAGAGUUUCGUCAAGGAGAAUGAUCUUGAGAGAAAGGUCAGAAUCCUUAAGGGAGUCGAGGAGAUACCGGAGGGAGUAAAGGGUUUAGUCUUUGGAGAACCUUAUUAUGUAAAUUCUAUUUUCCCUUGGGAUAAUCUAAGGUUUUGGUAUCUGGCGUCUCACUUUGCGCCUGGGAUGAAAGUUCUUCCUUGUAUCGCCAGGGUCCGGGGGGUUGCAAUGGAGUUCAAGGAUUUACAUAAGAUUAGGGCUCCGCUUGGAGUCUGCGAGGGAUUCGAUCUUGGAAUUUUUGAUGAAUUAGUAAUGGCAUCCAGUGAAAUUAGUGAUAAUCCUGUUGAAGUUCAUCCACUCUGGGAAUACCCUGGGAGAGCACUGACCUGUCCAUUUGAUCUGGCGUCAUUCGAUUUUAAUGAUAAAUUUGAUGAAAAUCAGGAGCAGAGUUUUAGUGGAAAAAUUCCUAUAACAGAGUGUGGGUCGUGCAAUGGUAUAGCUCUGUGGGUGGACUGGCAUCUGGACUCUGAAACGAUCAUUUCUACGGGUCCAGUGACAGAAAUCAUUCCUAGCGAGAGGAUAUCCUGGGACAUGGACACACGACAGGGAGUCUUUCUCCUUCGAAAAAUUCAAGACGUGACGGCCCAUCAUGUCCUCAACUGGUCCCUCAAGUAUCAACUCAAAAGGGAGAGAAAUUUUCUGCUUAAUUUUAAUGUGGAACUCCAGUAAUUCCAUUAGGUUACAAAUUCAAUUCGUUAUUAUGUUGGAAUGAAUUUCGCUGUCUUUUAUAACCAGAUAAAAAAUGUUGGAACGACAAUCUACAUGAAGUAUGUGAAGGUCAGAUUAUUAAAAUAUUGUUUUUACGAA
This is a messenger RNA of Diachasmimorpha longicaudata, 2308 nucleotides long. RefSeq names its product protein arginine N-methyltransferase 7 (gene Art7). Gene Ontology annotation, molecular function: protein-arginine N-methyltransferase activity. Bases 62 to 2170 code for a protein of 702 amino acids. The transcript is spliced from 6 exons. Lineage: Eukaryota; Metazoa; Arthropoda; Insecta; Hymenoptera; Braconidae. Gene Ontology annotation, biological process: peptidyl-arginine methylation. The record is from RefSeq and is a predicted model, not a curated record.